AUGGCAAAACUAACUGACGAUGCCGACUACGAUGCCGGCGAAACGUCUGGGAAUGUAGCACGUCCACGGUACGACUUUGGAAAUGAUCAUGCAUACAAUGGACUUCGGACUAGGUGCGUUCCUCUAAGCCUUCCCACCAAUAUGACCAAAUUGCGAAAACACGAUCAAACAACCUCAAUACCA
Molecule: messenger RNA, 183 nt
Organism: Protopolystoma xenopodis
Lineage: Eukaryota; Metazoa; Platyhelminthes; Monogenea; Polystomatidea; Polystomatidae
Source: the annotation of a GenBank genome assembly